Ectocarpus sp. CCAP 1310/34 is the source of this 488-nucleotide messenger RNA. The record is from the annotation of a GenBank genome assembly. NCBI's taxonomy places the organism in Eukaryota, Phaeophyceae, Ectocarpales, Ectocarpaceae.
AUGACCUACAACAUAAACAAGCAUGCAAGUACCGCGGUUUACUUCGUGCGUGGGACGCAGGUCAAACGGCCUCCCCCCCUUCAUCCACAGCACACGCAUCUGACAUCCACGUGCCUGCCCCGACGUGUCUGCUUGUUGUCAAACUCGCGGAAGGCGACAUCGAAGCAAGCAGUUGCCUCUUGUAUCCCUGAGGCCGCCGACGCCAUGUUGGACGCCAUGCACGUCAUGGAGUGGUGACCGGCGCUACGUUCGGCAGUGCUUUGCCGCCUGGCCAAAGCCGAAGGCCUGAUGGUGAGAGACUACACGUCAAAGCAUCCAACCAAUCCGAAGCGUUUGACGGAGAAAGGAGCCACAAGCAAUUUACGGUCCUGAGACGUGUACAUCUCUAGGUGGUCGGACGAGGGUAUUUUCGAACGUAGAUGUCGGAUACGAAAGCCCCCCGCACGUGGGCGUCGGGAAUUCAUUUCCAAUCCUUUGAUUGAAUCACC